Messenger RNA from Lagopus leucura (white-tailed ptarmigan), 1219 nucleotides. RefSeq names its product heat shock 70 kDa protein 12B-like. The annotation marks the transcript as partial. The record is from RefSeq and is a predicted model, not a curated record. The transcript has a single exon. NCBI's taxonomy places the organism in Eukaryota, Metazoa, Chordata, Aves, Galliformes, Phasianidae.
UCAGACGCCCUCCUGAAGCGUCCCGAAGUUCGGGGCGUGAAAUUCCUCUUCCUGGUUGGCGGCUUCGCCGAGUCGGCCGUGCUGCAGCGCGCCGUGCAGGCGGCGUUGGGCACCGCGUGCCGCGUGCUGAUCCCGCAAGACGCGGGGCUGAGCGUCCUGAAGGGCGCCGUCCUCUUCGGCCUCGACCCCACCGCGCUGCGCGUCCGCCGCUCCCCGCUCACCUACGGCGUCGGGGUGCUCAAUAAGUUCAUCGAAGGCAAACACCCGAGGGAGAAGCUGCUGCUGAAGGACGGCCGGCGGUGGUGCAGCGACGUCUUCGAGAAGUUCGUGUGCGCCGAGCAGUCGGUGGCGCCGGGGGAGGUGGUGCAGCGCAGUUAUUGCCCCGCGCGUUCCGGGCAGCGCAGAACCGUCAUCAACAUCUACAGCUGCGCCCGGGACGACGUGCUGUUCAUCACCGAGCCGGGGGUGAGGAAAUGCGGCACCGUCAGCCUGGAGCUGCCCGAGCUGGGGGGGGUCGGGGAGCGCAGGGAGAUCCGGGCCAGCAUGCAGUUCGGGGACGCGGAGAUCGAGGUGACGGCCGUGGAUGUGAGCAGCGCCAGGACCGUGAGCGCCACCAUCGAUCUCGUGGCCGAAUGAAGGCGGUGGGGAGCGGGGAAGCGGCGGCGCGGGAUGCGGGGGGCGGCUGGGCGCCACUCGGUGCUCCUCGGUGGGGGCGCAGAGCGAGCGUGCGACCAUGCGGCCAACUGCUCUGCUGCUCCGCGUCCCCGGGACCCACAGCCUGCAGCCCCACGUCUCUGGGUUUCCCACCCUGCAGCCCCACAUCUCCAGGUUCCACACUGCAGCCCAUUUGUUCUGCAGCCCCACAUCUCUUGAGUUCCAUACCCUACAACCCCACAUCUCCAGGUUCCACAUCCUGCAGCCCCACAUCUUCAGGUUCCACCCUGCAGCCCCACAUCUCCGGGUUCCAUACCUUGUAGCCCAUCUGUUCUGCAGCCCCACAUCUCUGGGUUUCCCACCCUGCAGCCCCACAUCUCUGAGUUCCAUAUCCUGCAGCCCCACAUCUCUGGAUUCUACACCUUGGUGCUCCAUACCUCUGAGUUCCACACCUCAUCAGCCCCACAUCUCCAGGUUCCACACUGCAGCCCAUUUGUUCUGCAGCCCCACAUCUCCGGGUUUCCCACCCUGCAGCCCCACAUCUCCAUCGGGCUGAAGGCAGCUG